Aplysia californica (California sea hare) is the source of this 1112-nucleotide messenger RNA. Its product is annotated as FAS-associated factor 2. Lineage: Eukaryota; Metazoa; Mollusca; Gastropoda; Aplysiida; Aplysiidae. Gene Ontology annotation, cellular component: endoplasmic reticulum. Gene Ontology annotation, molecular function: ubiquitin binding. The record is from RefSeq and is a predicted model, not a curated record.
GACCUUACUGGAAUAGAACAGAUAGAAAGAUGCCGGGAGAUUCUUCAAGCACACGACUGGAAUAUCGAGGCUGCCGUCCAGGACACGUUCAACGAGCAGGAAGGCGCUCCCCCGGUGUUCUCGCGGCCGCCGCGACAGGAGGAGAGGCCGCCCCAGGUCAACCUGCAGCCCACCAAUCAGAGAGUGAUCCUGUACCCGGGCCAUCGACCACAAGGCAUCUUCCAGUGGACCUACUACCUGCUCACCAUGCCCAUCCGAUUUGUCUGGGGCACGUUCUUCGACAUCAUCAAAGCAUUCAUCAGUUUCAUUCGCCCAGACCCUAGGAGAAGCAUUAAACGACGCGAAGCGAGAGCUCAAGUUCCUGCUGGUCUAUCUACACAGUGAGGACCAUCAGAAUACGGAGACGUUUUGUCGGGGCGUUCUGUGCAGUGAGGAGUUUGUCAACUUUGUCAACUCACAGAUGUUGUUCUGGGCCUGCAACACCAGUAGUCCGGAGGGGUAUCGCGUGUCCCCCCCCCUGCGUGAGCACGCCUACCCAUUCCUUGCUGUGAUUGUGCUGAGGGAGAACAGGAUGAGUGUGGUGGCCCGCAUAGAGGGACACAUUACAGGUUCCCGGGAACUGAUUCAGAGACUGGAGCAGGUCAUCUCGGAGAACGAGUCGUCGCUGAUCGCCGCCCGGGCAGAGAGAGAAGAGCGUAGCUUCAACCAGUCGCUGAGACAACAGCAGGACGAGGCUUAUCUGGAGUCUUUGAAGGCGGACCAGGAGAAAGAGAAGAAAAAGCGGGAGGCGCGGGAGAAACAAGAGGAAGAGGAGAAGAAGAAAAGGCAGGAGGAGGAGGAGAAACAGCAACAGUUCUUGUACCUAUACCUGUACGUGUUCUGCCACAAGGACUGCCCCGAUGACUUUCAGAUUGUGACAAACUUCCCGCGGAAGACGCUGCCCUGUGAGCCCGUGGACGGUCAGCCUGACCCCCCGACCUUUGAGGAGGUCGGCCUGGGAAAGUCCGAGAUGUUGUUUGUGCACGACAACGAGGCGUGAGGGGUGGGGGGAUGUAUGUGUGUGUGAGGGGUGUGGGGGGAUGUGUGUGUGUGUGUUUGUGCGUGUGAGGGGA